AAGGGUUGCUUCUCGGUCCGACAGCACUUGAACGCGGCAUUAAAGCGACACUGGUGCCAAACUGGAUCCAGUUCAUAUUGAUCCAGAGCGACAGACGGAGACCGAGGGGCGACCAUGUUUGAAAAUGUCCCAACAGGGUCCUCGGCGGAGCGUCAGCAGGUUCUGGGAGCUCUGGAGCGUCUGCAGGCCAAACUGGUCCAGAGGGAAGAGUGGACCCACAGUGAAACGAUGGGAAGCCUGAGGGAGACCCUGCAGAGUCCGCUGUUCAGCCACAUCCUGACCCUGCAGCACUCCAUCAAACAGCUGCGGAACCAGCUGAGCAGCAUGCCGCCCGAUGCCAACAGUGACUUCAGUUUCUCCAAAAAGGGUCAGCUGAUCAUGAGCGCCGUCAAUCCACCCGGCAGCUCGGCCCCGCCCACCCUGUCCGCCUCAUCCUCCCUCCUGACCAAUGGCUCGUCUCCGCCCAUCCAUCAGACACCGCCCUUGUCUGACCCCGUCCUGCAGAAGUGGAUCCUCGCCGCCGCCAAGGGCCGUCACACAGAGCUGUGUCAGCUGACUCGGCCUCUGUCUGGAGGUCUGGGCUUCAGCGUGGUCGGUCUGAAUCUCGCAGGAAGCAGCAGUCAGGCCGUCUUCGUCAAACACAUCCAGCCUGGAGGCAUCGCACACAGGGACGGCCGUCUCCAGGAGAGGGACCAGAUCCUGGUAAUAAACGGCGUUCCUCUGGAGCCGGGGAUCAGCCAGCAGCAGGCGCUCACCCUCCUGCAGCAGCCUGGAGAGGCGGUGGAGCUGGUGGUGGCCAGGGACCGCCCACGCAACGCGACAUCGUCACCCGCCGCCUCCGCCAGCACGGACCAGUGGGGUCACGUGGAGGAAAUCGAGCUGGUCAACGAUGGAUCCGGUCUGGGCUUCGGCAUCGUGGGAGGGAGGACGACCGGAGUGGUGGUCAGGACGCUCCUCCCAGACAGCGUGGCAGACAAGGACGGGCGUCUCCGCACAGGUGACCACAUUCUUCGCAUCGGGGCGACGCCCACCAGCAACCUCACCAGUGACCAGGUCGUCAAGGUGCUGCAGGGGUGUGGGAGCCAGGUGACGCUGCUGAUCGCCAGGGAUCCCCGGGGUCAAAGGUCAACAGCCCCGCCUCCCCCACCACCUCCUGAUUCGGCCCCCGUCUCCUCCUUAUCCCCCCGCGCCCCGGGCCUAGCGCCCCAACGUCGACUCAGCAAAGCGCCCAACCUAGAGGGAUAUGAGAUCCACGAGGUUCCUCUAACCAAGAACGACGGCCAGAGCCUCGGCAUCUCCAUCAUCGGCUACAACCCUCUGACCAGCCAAGAUGCAGUAGGUGUGUUUGUGAAACAAGUGGUUCCAGGCAGCGCUGCAGAUCACAGCGGAAACAUCCGAAUCCACGACCGACUGCUCGCUUUGGAUGGCGUCAGUCUCCACGGCCUGUCCAAUCAGGAGGUUAUGGAGGUGAUGAGGCAGACGGGUCGGACUGUCGUCCUCAGUGUGAUCAGGAAGAAACCCAGAACCCUGGAGAGGUCCCUGGAUAAAGUGGCGAGGGAGUCGUCUCGUCUGUCAUCAAGGAGGUCAUUGGAGGUCAGAGCCCGUUCGUCUGGGGUUGGUUUAACAACGCCAAGUCUCGAACCGACGUACCUGAACGCAGCACAGCUAGAAAGGGCUACAGAUGCAGAACUGUGGGCUAAAUGGGAGCAGGCGCUGGGACCAAAGUACCAAGUUCUGGUGGUGAAGUUGGAUCCUGUAAUUGAAGACGAUGCAGAGCUGCAAAAAUCCUCCAAGCUGCUGCCUGUCCACACUGUGCGUCUUGGUGUAGAGCUGGACUCGUUCGAUGGUCACCACUACAUCUCCUCUGUGGUCCCUGGAGGCCCCGUGGACAAACAUGGAGUCUUGAGACCAGAGGACGAGCUCCUGGAGGUGAAUGAUGUGCAGCUGUACAGUAAGUCUCGUCGAGAAGUGGUGUCGUUCCUCAAAGAAGUGCCUCCUCCGUUUACUUUGGUCUGCUGCCGACACCCGACCUCUGACCUGGAACCAGAACCACAAUCUGAAUCUGAACAUGAACCUGUUCUACGACCUGGACCUGGUCCAGGACCAGUAAGACAGCCACAACCCAGUGUGGAGGAGAUCGAGCUGAAGCUGUCCUCGAUGCUCUGCAGACAGACGGACCUGAGAGAGAGCCUCAUUGAACAGCAACAGGUAGUUAGACAGGAGGAGCAGGUAUCCCCUGUGGAGGAGGUGCUGAUGGAGGCUCAACACAACCAGGAGGAGGAGGAGGAGGAGGAGGAGGAGCUGGGUGAAGAUGAAGGGGAGCUGGCUCAUUGGUCUCCAGAUGUUCAGAUCCUUGAGCUUCAGAAGGAGAGAGACAAAGGCCUCGGCUUCAGCAUCCUCGAUUACCAGGUAAGGACAACACUGUCCUCCACCUGCUGCUGCUGUCAUUCUGUCUCUUUACAUUAUCAUUUACAUUUCAGACCAAAUAAUAAACAGCACAUUGCAUCAUACGAAACAAUAAUAGGCGCACAGAACUGUGAUUGAUCCUGAAAUUCAUACUGAAUUUGAAUGCAGAAUGUUCUUUUUUAAAAUCACAUUUUUGUACGAAAUGUGCCAGACGUCUGCUGAUUCCAGGAGGCAACCGCUGGGUCUGAAAAGUAAAACCAAUUGUGGAGGUGCAUUGAACUUGCAUUCUUUCUAAUGGCCAUUAGGGGGCGACACCUAUUUAGAGUCAAAUGGACCAUAAAGCAGGGGAUGCUUUAGGGCGGGCUUACUGUGAUUGACAGGUGGCUGCCACGGCGUCGUCUGUUCUGGGAGUUGUACGUGUUUUCACUUCAUGAAAGUCAAUUGUGACAUUUGUCGCCUGAAAAUGUCUCAAUCAGCGCUCGGUCUUACUUAGCUCCACCCUGUCACGUCACUCCUGGUUACAAAAAGCCAAGAUGGCCAAAAGGCCAAACUCAAGGCUUCUAAUCUGAAGUCCACAAACCAAGGAGAGACGUCACAACGAUGACGUCACUGUCUUAGAUUACAGUCUACGGCCGAUUCCAGCUUUUCAAGUGUGAGGGUUCGAUGCUUUAUCAGUAAACUUAAUGUCUUUAGGUAUUGUACUCUUGGCUGAACACAACAAGGCACUUUAAGAUGUGAUUUGAAAUUAUGAAAGCCCAGUUUUCAUUAUUUUCUGACUUAAAUUAUUCUGGAUCUGGAUGAGGGCUCACAUGCUCAGUCCACUCUGAGUACCAUUAAGGACUCUUUCUUUCCCCCAAGAAAGACAUUUUAUCAAGUCAAGUUUAGUGUUGCUGGAAAUAAAUAAUUUAGUGCUGCCAAUUUCUGUUAGUUAGUAGGUGAUGGCCUGUACAUUAGAUACAGUCUUUGAAUUUAUUGCAAUCGCUGUGUGAAAUAGCACUUAUGGUCUUUUCUUCAAAGGUUAAUGUUUUAUUUCAUAAACAUUGUCUAUUUUAUAUUCUGUUAGCGAUGUGCUCUUUGUUCCCAGUGAUUCCACCUCUGCUAUGUAACAAUGCAGUGGGGAACAGAAAUGUCCGUACAAUACUUUACAACUCUAACAGUUGUUGAGACCAAAGUGUUGGAGUGGACUAAAAACGGUCCGUCUGACGUCUCUAAAAAUCACAACAACAAAAAGAAGAACAGGAACCCACAGAAGCAGUCUCACACGGAGUUAAUUAGCUCCCUGUGGUUGUUUGGUGAUGAGGUGGAUGAACACAUGCAGGAAGCAGAGAGAGGUGUCUGAGUGAAGCAGUGGACAGCAGGCCAGAGGGUGUGACUCACCCGCUCAACCAGAUCUGUUUUCAGGUCCGUUUGUUUUCUGCACUUAGUUGUAGAAACACAUCAUAAUACAACAUUCAAUUUAGUCGACUCAGCUUUUAUGUCCGAUCUCAUGAAAAUCUCCAAACGUCCACCUGGAUUCAAGGAUGAACUGAUCUAAUUUGGUUGUCAAAUGUCACACGUUUUGGGCCAUCAAGGAUUCACACCAAUGUCUAAUGGGAUGAAAUGAUGAAGUGAAGAGGAUUUUGGACGGACAUGGAUGUAAACCAUUACAUGACCACCCGGCUGUAAUUCUAGUUUUGUUCGGAUGAUGUUAAUAAGAAGAGUAGAUUGUAGAGUUGAAGUUGUAGAGGUUUCUGCCAUUUUCUGGAAGUUUUUCCUUUUGUGAAUGGAGGGUCUGAGGGCAGAGGGUGUCGUAUGCUGGACACAUUGUAAAUUUGUGAUUUUGGUCUUUUAUAAAAACAAAAGUCAGAGGCGGAGUAGGACGAGUCAUCUUUUCGCCAUAGUAGGAAAAAAAAAAAGACGGAAGUAAGAAAAGCAUUAAGAAGUAGAAACUAUAUAAGAGCAUAUAGAGGCUAAAAUUGCAGGGAAAAGGGACAGUGGUGUGAUGAAUAGCAGAUUAAUGCAUCGUAUGAUUAAAGGUGCUAAGUUCUAUUCUGAGCUAAUCAUUGGCUCAGCCGUUGCCAUGUUGAGAGCCGUUUAGAGGCAAUUGAUAUGCUCUAAAUUCCUUUGAGAGAACCUUUUAAGUACCGGACAAAGACGAACAACAGUGCUGCAGUCUGACACACACAAGGACGUGCUCUGAUUGAACUGGAGCCGCAGCUACAGCUCAGAUUAUUGAGACACAUUGAAUUUGGUCGGGGGGGGGGGGGGUGAUAUAUUUAAUGCCCCCCGCGCGCAGUGGACCUGAAGCGAGUUGAAUCGAUUUAAACUUAUCUUUCUUUAGAGUUUUUGUGGUGACUGAAAGAUAUCAUGUUUAGCAUCGCCGCCGUCUGGAGAGUAGCUUUGGGAAACCUGUUCUGUUGAGUUUUGUUCUCCCCCACCCUGCUUCAUCACUUUAGGCUCAGCUUCACCUACAAGACCUCGCCUUCUCCUCGUCUCCUACUCGUCUCCUCCCUCCUCCUCCUCAGUCGGCCCCAGCUGAAGCGGUCGGGGGGGGGGGUUAACUCCCUGUUGGUCUACAUUCACAUCAGCCUGCACAUAUAGCAUCUGCCCAGGGUGCUUGUGUGUGUGGUGUAAAUCGUUAUUUUCUUGACAUUUGAACUACCUGAUAAGACAUGAGAAAUGAGCACUUAAAGUUUAUUUACAUGUAUUCAGAUGAAAUAAGUUGUGCGUGUGUUUUCUUCUUUCCAUGCUGCUAAUGUGGCUUCUCACUUUCCUUCAUUUGCAUCUCCCCUGCUCUUCUGAGGAUGGAGGAGAUGCAUUUGCUCCGCCUAUAAGUCCUCGCCGUGAGCUCCUCCUCUUCCUCCUGUGUCUAAAAACAUGUUCUCCAAACUCAAGGCCUGGCAUGGUAGCAAGCAAGUGUAAUUUACAUCAAUCUUUAAUUAAAUUAUGCCCCAGCAUACAAUGAUGUUUUAGACGACAAUUAUCUUCAAAAAUGUGAGCAAUUGUCUGUUCCCCUGGUGUGUUAUAUAAAUGUUGUAUAAGUCUUACUUUCCUUUCUAGUUUGAAUUAACAAGGUCUUGGAAAAAGGUCCUGACAAUGACAUUUUCAGGCUCUUUUUGUUUAAUUCCUGCACGUUUCCAUUCUUUUAAUAAUCCUUAAUGAACAGUCUCCUCUCCGUGUUACAUCAGACAGCUGCGUGUCCAAGUGUCUGUCAGCGGGACACUAAGCCCCAAGCUGCUCCUCAGGUCGCUACCAGCCCAGCAGGCCACGGCUCCUGGCGCUGAGGAUAGUUUAAAUACAGAGGUUUAAUUUAUGUACAUGGCGAUAAAAUCAAAAGAAAUAAUAUUAAAGUCAUCAUCCAAACUGUAGAAGACACCUAAAUAAAGAAGCAGCAUUGUUCUCAUAUUGGGCGACUGUGACUCGGAGGUAGAGCCCAUCGGAAAAUCUCCGCUUCCAUCCCACAGCUCCUCCGGUCCAUAUGUGGGCCAGACUCUGAAUUAGUUUAGAGUCCUGAAGGCGCCUCUCAGCGCAUGAACGUGUGUGUGUGAAUGGGUGAAUGUUGACAUGUAGCAGAGAACGCUUUGAGUGGUCGGAAGCUAGAAAGGUGCUAUGCAAAAGCAAGUGAGUACUAACUUCUAUAGUAGCCUCCAGGGUCCUCCAGUCCUAAGAUGGGGUGUUUUAGGUCCAGAGGCUGACAGGAAACACUCAGACAGUGACUAAGAGCAACAGUUUAAACGAGACGGGUGACAUAUGGGCAGACAGACGGAUAUAUAGAUGGUUGGUUGUACUUGUACUAGAGUUCCCGUCGUCAGUACAGAGCGUAGUGUUGUAGAGCUGAGCUCUUAACACCUUAACUCUGAACAGGAUGUCUUAAAAAAUGAGCAGGUGGGCUGUGGUGAGACCUCAUUUGUAAGAUUUGUUUGAAUAAAUCAUUUCAGCUAUUGCAGUUGAAUAUAAAGACUUCCUUAAAGGGACAGUUUCUCCAAAUCAUAAAACAAACUAAAAACAAACUUAUAUUCCCACUUCUGUCUCCUAGUAUCGAGCCACGCAGAUGAUUUCUGUUUGUUUUUGUGUCCCGGUAUCGGCUGCUAAUUCUUCUUCUGCUGCUUCAAUGCAAAAAGAGCUGCAUAGAAUUACAUUUUCAGCAUUUUGAAUGAAAACUCUGCAGCAAUGUGUGUUGAAGUGAUCCACAGUGUGACUGUGGAGCCUGAUUUUGUACUUAUCUUGUAUAUGAUCUCAUGUAUCUCACUUCAUUCAGUCUCUAUAGGUCAACACCCUCGUACUGAACAGCCAAUCAAAAACCACAUACUGAUUUCUUGACCUCAUAAAUGAUGUCAUUGUGGGUGUGUGGGUGUCAUGGCUGGUUAGUCUUGGCUUCAGCUUCAGAUCUGGACAAAGCAGCCUGUGUUCAGAGACCAGCUGGAACCAACACACACACACACACACACACACACACAUUUGACUGCUACACUUGUGAGGACCCUCUUUGACAUUAUACAUUUACUAUCUGCUAUCUGUAACGUUAAUCUUAACCAAGUUUUACCCGAAAAAAAGCCUAAAAUUACUUUUCUAAACUUUCUAAAGUUCAGCAGACUCAUGUUAUAAAAUAUCUUACACACAAAAUAGAGAACAUGAAAUGUCUAGAAUGUCUUCUAUGAUGUUCCCAUUUCAAAAAUGUCCUCUCCUAAAAAACUCAUAAAAUAUAGGCUCCAAUACAAAAAUAUCUCACACAAAAGUCAAAAAAUAAAAUGUAUGUUUCACUUUUAAACAUCCUCUUUUUUUCUGAACUGUCCUGACUUUCUAAAGUUCAAGUUUAUUGCUUUCUUUAUGGGAAUGACCUUUGAGAAAUCACUUCUGAACUCGGUUUUCUAGUUAUCUUUUCUUAAUCAUCAUGUAUACGAGAUAUCUGAUUUCCAUACAGGACAUCACUGACAUAAAAUGUCAACACACAAAGGGAAAAGUUAACAUUAUUUCAGAUUUGUCCUCACUUUAAUAAUGUCCUCAUUUUCCAAAGUUGUCCUCACUUUCGUCUCUUAAAUUAUCAAAAUCAAAAAUAACGGAUAUCAUUCUUAGUUUUAACUUUCCGAGAAUAUCCUCACUUUGCAAAAAAAUAUACUUUUUCCAAAACAGUUGGACCUUUUCUCUCAAUUGUGUAACCACGUAAGCCUCGGUGUUCUGCAGUAACCUUUUCCUAAUCAGCACAUA
Anarrhichthys ocellatus (wolf-eel) is the source of this 7590-nucleotide messenger RNA. RefSeq names its product inaD-like protein. Gene Ontology annotation, biological process: tight junction assembly. The record is from RefSeq and is a predicted model, not a curated record. Gene Ontology annotation, molecular function: protein binding. The coding region runs from base 115 to 2544 and encodes 809 amino acids. Gene Ontology annotation, cellular component: apical part of cell; bicellular tight junction; cytoplasm. The transcript has 18 exons. Lineage: Eukaryota; Metazoa; Chordata; Actinopteri; Perciformes; Anarhichadidae.